Molecule: messenger RNA, 3693 nt
Organism: Vicia villosa (hairy vetch)
Lineage: Eukaryota; Viridiplantae; Streptophyta; Magnoliopsida; Fabales; Fabaceae
Product: receptor-like protein EIX1
Exons: 2
Coding region: 99-3410 (1103 amino acids)
Molecular function (GO): protein binding
Source: RefSeq, a predicted model, not a curated record
UCUUAUUCUUUUAUAUUCUUCAUUUCAUUCGUAGUUUGUUUCUGAAUGUGAGAAGUAAUAACAACAAGCUGAAUUUCAUUACUUUGGUUGAGAAAAACAUGAAGAUAAUAUUGAGUAUUCUCAAGUUAGUUGCAGUACUCUUUAUUGUGGUGUUGAACUUGUUUGUGAAUGGAGCUGUUGGUUGCUUAGAGAAUGAGAGACAAGCUCUUCUUCAAUUGAAGGCAAGCCUUGUGUUGGAUGACACUUCCUUGUUGACUACAUGGGACAGUAAGAGUGAUGGUUGCUGUGCAUGGGAAGGAAUCCGUUGUAACAAUCAAACUGGACAUGUUGAAAUGUUUCAUCUAAGUCAUCCUCUGUUUGGAUUUUUUCCAGGUGAGAUCAACGCAUCUUUGAUGGAGUUGAGACAUUUAAAAUAUUUGAACAUUAGUGGGAAUCGAUUUUCAAACAGUAUAUUUUCAGAAUUAUUUGGUUCACUUACCAACUUGAGAUUCCUUGACCUCCAAGAUUCAUUUUCUGGGGGAAGAAUUCCAAAUGAUCUUGGUCGUCUUUCAAACUUGCAAUAUCUUGAUCUUUCACAGAACGAUCUGGAGGGUACAAUCCCUCAUCAACUUGGAAAUCUCUCUCAUUUGCAUUACCUUGAUCUUUCAGCAAAUGAUUUUGUUGGAACCAUUCCUCAUCAACUUGGAAGCCUUUCAAAGUUGCAGGAGCUUAAUCUUGGAUACAAUUUCAGACUCAAAUUUGAUGAUAAGAACAAUCAUGUUGGAGGUCAGUGGCUUUCUAAUCUCACUCUUUUAACCCAUCUUGACUUGAGUGGCAUAUCAAAUCUCAACUCUUCUCAUGUCUGGCUGCAAAUGAUUGCUAAGCUACCUAAAAUACAAGAGUUGAAGCUAUCUUUUUGUGGCAUUUCUGAUCUUUACCUCCAUUCUCUGUCCCAUUCACGGUUGAACUUUUCUACUUCUCUUGCAAUCCUUGACCUUUCAUAUAAUGCCUUUUCAUCUUCCAAAAUAUUUGAAUGGGUGUUUAAUGCCACCUCCAACUUAAUUGAGCUUGAUCUUAGUUAUAACAAUUUCAAUGGCACUAUUUCAUACGAUUUUGGCAACAUCAAAAGCCCUCUUAAACUACUUGACUUGUCGGAAAAUGAACUACAAGGUGGAGUUCCAGAAUCUAUUAGACAUAUAUGUACGUUACAAUCAUUGCAUCUUGAUCGUAGCAACUUGAAUGAAGACAUUUCAACCAUUCUACACAAAUUGUCUGGUUGUGCAAGAUACUCGCUGCAAUAUUUGAGUUUACAUGACAACAAAAUUACUGGAGCACUGCCUAAUUUUUCAAUAUUCUCAUCUCUAGUAACAAUCGACCUUUCAUUCAAUAUGUUAAGCGGGAAGAUUCCAGAUGGAAUUCCAAAAUCAUUGGUGUCUUUGGGAUUUGGCUCAAAUUCUCUAGAAGGUGGAAUUCCAAAAUCAUUUGGUAACCUAUGUUCAUUAAGAUCGCUAGAGUUGUCAAGUAACAGGUUGAGUGAAGAUCUCUCAGUGAUACUUCAUAAUUUAUCUUUUGGGUGCACAAAAGACUCACUUCAAGAAUUAUACUUGGAUAUCAACCAAAUGUCUGGCACUCUACCUGACAUGUCAAUGUUCUCAUCUUUAAGAACUCUGAGCCUAUCCAGCGGUUUAUUAAAUGGGAGGAUACUAAAAAAUUCAACAUUCCCCUUUCAUUUAGUGAGUCUAUACUUGGAUUCUAAUAAUUUUGAAGGUGUGAUUACCGACUCUCAUUUUGGAAACAUGUCUAUGUUAAAGGAUUUAUACUUGAAUGACAACUCAUUGUCUCUCGUAUUUCCUGAAAAUUGGGUGCCAGCUUUUCAAUUGAAUACCAUUGGGUUAAGGUCAUGUAUGUUAGGGCCUAGAUUUCCAAAAUGGUUGCAGAGUCAAAACCUUCUUCAACAGAUAGACAUUUCUAAUGCUAAAAUUACAGAUGCAGUUCCAGUAUGGUUUUGGACUCAAACAAAAUAUUUAAAGUUCAUGAAUAUUUCAUACAAUAAUCUCUUUGGCACAAUUCCAAAUUUGCCUAUAAGAUUUUCUGAAGGUUGUGAAGUAAUUCUUGACUCAAAUCAAUUUGAAGGUUCAAUCCCUCUGUUUCUGCAAAGUGCAGCAUUUCUACGGUUGUCUGAGAACAAAUUUUCAGAUACUCGUUUAUUGUUAUGCUCUAACAAUACAAUCGAUAGAUUGCACCUAUUGGAUAUAUCAAAGAAUAAACUAUCCAAGCAGCUCCACAAUUGUUGGAGUCAUUUGAAAUCAUUGGUAUUUCUAGAUUUGAGUGACAAUACUUUGUCUGGUGAAGUACCAUCCUCAAUGGGAUCAUUACAUGCACUUACAGUAUUGAUAUUGCGUAACAAUUCCUUCACUGGGAAGUUGCCCGUCACCUUGAAAAAAUGCACACGACUGAUCAUGCUUGAUGUUGGAGAUAAUAGUUUCUCCGGACCAAUACCGUAUUGGUUAGGACAAGAAUUGGAAAUGUUAAGCUUACGAAGGAAUCAGUUUAAUGGAAGUAUUCCACAGAGUCUUUGUUACUUAACAAAUAUUCAACUGUUGGAUCUCUCAGAAAACAGUCUAUCAGGAGGAGUUUUCAAAUGCUUGAUGAAUUUUUCCGCAAUGUCUCAAAAUGAUUCCUCAACUAGAGCCAUACUCUUAGGUUUACCUUACUCAUAUGGAAACGGGUUUACUUCCGGCUAUAUAUCCUAUGAUUUGAUUGCUGUGCUGAUGUGGAAAGGUACAGAACGAUCGUUCAAGAAUAAUAAACUCAUUUUGAACAGCAUUGAUCUUUCAAGCAAUCAAUUGACCGGAGACAUUCCACAAGAAAUAGGGAACUUGAUAAGAUUGGUAUCCUUGAAUUUAUCAAGAAACAACUUGUCUGGAGAAAUCACUUCAAAGAUAGGAAGAUUAACAUCACUUGAUUCUCUUGACUUGUCACAAAACCAUUUCUUUGGUCCAAUUCCUCAAUCUCUGACUCAAAUUGACCGUCUGUCUACGUUGAAUCUAUCUCAUAACAAUCUGUCUGGAAGAAUUCCAAUCAGCACACAGUUACAGAGUUUCGAUGCAUCAAGUUAUGAAGGGAAUGUUGAUCUUUGUGGGAAACCGCUUGACAGGAAAUGUCCAGGAGAUGAAGAGGUUGCUCAUCCAAAACCAGAACCACAUGAAGAAAGUAGCCCAGAAGAUAAAAAACCAAUUUAUUUGAGCGUGGCACUGGGAUUUAUCACAGGAUAUGGAGCACUUUGGGGAUCAUUGUUUCUCAUCAAAACUUGGAGACAUAAAUAUGUCUUGUUCUUGAACAACAUAGUUGACACGAUGUAUGUGUUUAUGAUGCUGAAAGGAAUUAAAUUUCAAAGGUGGCUCAGAAGUUUGCAGGAAAAGUUUGUCUAAUUGAAGCAUUUGCAUCUCUGUUGAAGAAAGAUAGCAGCUGAUGAGACAAAAAUAAAGGAGUUCAAAGUUCUCUGUUUCAAUUCAGUUUGUGAAGCAUGUAUGCUGUGAGAUUGAUAUUGUUAUUCUGAAAAUGUUUUAUAAUCUAGUUAUUGAGAUACUGUAAUGGUGCUACUCUUUGUCCUACUUUACUUUUCCAACAUAGUUGUAUUAAUGUUAUUUAAAGAAUAAGUAGAACUGGAAGUUUCCAAAUACUGGAUUGGAGUAAAAAAUUUGAUUGUUUUUA